UCCCCCUCCCCCUGCGCCGCAACCAAACCGCAUCAUCCUCUCCUGCUGGCCUCGCCUUGGCCGCACACGAACCGCGCCGCGUCCCAAACCCUAGCGCUCGAACACAGCCGUGGGGGAGGCGAGCAGCUCCCAACCCCCCGAUAAUCUCGCCUGAUUCUCCUUCCACUCCCCUCGAAUCUAGCCUCCCAUCUUCCCCUCCGCCAUCCAUCUGUAUUUCUUUCGAGAUUUUUUUUUGGGAAUUUUGUUGGUGCUCUUUUGGUUGUUUAUUUCAGGAGCGCGUGACCUCGGAGGAUUCGCGGCGGCCGGGCUAGGGUUUUGGCGUCUCGGUGAAGGGUGGUGCGCCGUCUGUCCCGUGGGGUCUCUCGGCGCAAGGAUUGUCAGUUAAAAUGUCAUCAUAUCCUGUGCUAAACAACCGACCGAUUGAUCAGUGGAGAGUUACUGAUCUGAAGGAUGAACUCCGUAAGAGGAGGCUCCCUGUUAAAGGUUUGAAAGAUGAACUUGUGAGGCGCCUCUUUGACUCCAUUCAGAGUGAGGAACCAGCUGACGAAGCUGCUGAAGAUUUGGGGGCGAAUGUAGCUGAUGAUCAGCUGCCUGAAGAAAAUGUUCCUCAGGAAACUACAGUUACUAUCACAGAAGUUAGUCAGGAAACUGUGGUUCAUGUGACUCAGCAAGUUGAAGUUCCUCUCACUGAAGUUAAUCAGGGAUUCACGAUUUCUGCUGUUGGAGGGGUCCCCAGUGUUGAUGUUGAAGCUUCCUUAAGUGAGACCGCAACAGCCAAAGGAGAAGUACUGGAAUCAAUUGCUGGAGAAAAUUCGGCAUUUCAGGAAUUACAACCGCAUGCAGAAAGCAAUGUUGAGCCCGUUCUCGAGAAGACCUCAGAGGUUCACACCAAUGAGACAAUCAUUGUCAAUGAUGUGAUCAGUACUGAUGUGAAGUCGGACCUGACCCCUUCUGAAAUCAAGUCUGAUGUCACUGAAGCAAGCAAAAUUCAAAAACAGGAUUCAGCAUCAGCACCUGUGGAUGCCUUCACAUCAGAUGCUGAUCCUAUGGAUACUGAUGUUGUCGCUGCUGCACCAAUAAGCAAUGAUGGAGAGAAAUCGGCACCUAACAAUGAUUUGGGUGGCAAUUCUUCAAUGUAUGAUGAAGAGUGCAAAAAUUCUAAGCUCGUGAACGAGGACUGCAAGAUCAUCCUAUCGAAACCAAAUAAUCAGGUACCUGAGGUUAGCCCAGAUUUAGGGUCUCAAAUUAAGUGUGACUCGAUUUCUAGUGAUGAUAUAUCAACUAACAAAAAGAAUAAUAUAGAAGAUAACAUGAAUGCUAAUAAUUUUGAUUUAGAACUAGAGGUUAAGCCGGAGAUGGUCAAACCAUCAUCUGGCAUUUCUUCCUUAGGUGGAGAUUUGCAGCCACUGGAUGAUGACAACGAGCUGGUUAAGAACCAGUCAUCUUUGGAAGACAUAGAUUCCACAGCUAAUGUGGGCUCAUACAAGAAAGAUAGUCCUGAGGUUGGUUCUCCAGAGAAAUUAAAUUUAGACAGGAGUUCAGGUGAUGAGUCAAUGGAUGAGGAUGUCAUGGAGGUUAAGCAAGUUGAGUCCAAUAUGAAAUCUGAUGAUCUCAUGGGAAAGACUGAGCUUAGUUCAGAAGAUGUGAAAGAGGUGACCCUCCCUGCUUCUGUUGUUGAGGCUUCCUCUGUUGAUACCAAGGAAGUUAUAGCUGAAGAGAAGCCAGCAGCUUCAGCAGAAAAGAGGAAACUUGAAGCUGAAGAAACUGUUGCAAGCACUGAACCGAUCAAACGACUGCGCCGAUGGACUGCAGACAGUGGCAAAGUUCCAGAGAGACAAACAUUAAAUCAAACUGGUUCUGAUGCUCCUAAGGAUGUUUUUCAACCUGCUUUAAAACGUUCUUUUGGGAGGUCUGAUUCAAUGGCUAGUGGAGAUUCUCCGAAGGAGCGGAUUGUGCCACCGACCCAGAAACCUGCAACAACUUCCUUGAGAAUUGACCGAUUUGUACGCCCAUUUACUCUGAAAGCUGUGCAAGAGCUUCUUGGUAAAACUGGAUCAGUGCAGACCUUCUGGAUGGAUCAUAUCAAGACCCAUUGCUAUGUUACAUUCUCCUCGGUGGAUGAAGCUGUGGCCACUAGGAAUGCUGUCUACAACCUACAGUGGCCCCCAAACAAUGGGAAUCAUUUGGUUGCUGAAUUUGUUGAUCCUCAAGAGGUGAAGCUCAAGGUUGAACCCCCUCCCCCGCCAGCAGCUCCUAUUAGCCCAGCUGCUGCUUCAAGGACGCUUCCCGUUCAACAAGCUCAGGCUAAUCAAAGUGUGCCGCGCCAGGCUGUUACACCAAGGGAGCAAUUGCCACCACCGCCGCCCCUUGCUAAGCCCCCUACAUCUGAUCCAGGGUCAGCAAAGGAGAUGCUUCCACCCACUCCCAAGAAGCCGGAACCUCCUGUUGUGACACUGGAUGAUCUCUUCAAGAAGACACAAUCCUCUCCUAGGAUUUACUAUCUGCCUUUAUCCGAAGAGGAGGUGGCAGCCAAGCUCGCCGCACAGGGCAAAGGCAAAAAGGAAUAGGAGAUAUUAGCCUCCUUUUUUGUCGCUAGUCCGGGAGUUGUUGUGGGACAUGGCAUGCUGUGGUCGUAAGCUGAUAGGUGUCACUGCUGCAGUACAUUUGAAAUAACAGGCGUUGGUGACUGCUGUUCGAUACUUGGCUGCAGAGAGUACUUGUAGGUUUAUUAUGUGAAAAAGACUAGUGUAGAAGCAGCAGCUUGUAUUUCCUACAAAUUUUUUUUACUUUGCCCAUUUUGAGUUCAGGUGAGUGUAACUUGAGUUAACUUUGAGUGGCUGUGAUACUUGCUUUAAUUUAGCCGUUCAGGUACUGUUGAGAUAUUGGUUUUAACUUCAUGCCUGUUCCUGUGUC
This is a messenger RNA of Phragmites australis (common reed), 2913 nucleotides long. RefSeq names its product formin-like protein 5. The transcript has 7 exons. Bases 387 to 2567 code for a protein of 726 amino acids. Gene Ontology annotation, molecular function: nucleic acid binding. The record is from RefSeq and is a predicted model, not a curated record. Lineage: Eukaryota; Viridiplantae; Streptophyta; Magnoliopsida; Poales; Poaceae.